Crotalus tigris (Tiger rattlesnake) is the source of this 7901-nucleotide messenger RNA. It is a transcript of the gene CD5, whose product is annotated as CD5 molecule. Gene Ontology annotation, biological process: T cell costimulation. The coding region runs from base 45 to 1196 and encodes 383 amino acids. Lineage: Eukaryota; Metazoa; Chordata; Lepidosauria; Squamata; Viperidae. The transcript is spliced from 9 exons. The record is from RefSeq and is a predicted model, not a curated record. Gene Ontology annotation, cellular component: plasma membrane.
GAAAGCCACGGCAAGGACAGAAAAGGGGCGCUUGUAUACAUCGGAUGUGGUGGAACAGACUAAUGAAAUCCACGCACCUUCUAGACUUUAUCCCACUGAUGUUGGUGGAGAUGUGGGUGGUCACUUGUAACAGUGGACAAAGUAGAAAUCCUGAAGAAAUGGAUUUGAGGCUUAAUGGUACAGGUUGCAGAUGUUCUGGGUGGCUGGAGGUGCUUCAUGCAGCCACAUGGAAGAGGAUUGACAGCAGAAAUUUUACACAGCAGAAUGCAGAACUUGCCUGUGGACAACUUGGUUGCCACUUCCCCUUCGGGAUCUUGCAACCAUAUGUUGAAGAAUCGGAGAAGCACGAGACUUGCUUGAUAACCUGCCAAGGAAACGAGACAGCUCUCAAGGACUGCAUAGCCUGUGAUUCCCAUAAUUUCACCUCUCUGGCUGUGUUCCUAGUUUGUCAAGCUCCUGUGCAAACCACUCCGAUAUUCUUGCCUACAACAGCACCCCUGGUGACCUCCUCAAAACCCUUUGAUCACCCAAGGACAAGCAUUGAAGAUGGAACCUCCUUGUGUUCAUGGAUUUUGAAGCCAGAUGUUGAAAGCUACAAGAAAAUGCUGUGCCUGAGUUUACAAAGAUGGUGGAAUAAGUUGGGACCCAGGGUCUGCCAGGGAGUAAACUGUGAAAAUCCAGGACACAAGGAUCAGAACAAGGAAGGGUCACUGCACCACUGGGAGAAGCUGCAGUGUGAAAAAAGGAAUCUUAGCAUGGGUGACUGCUCAGGAAGCACACAAGAGUGCUUAAGCCUAACACUGGUUAGAUGCUCAGAUCAAGAUUUGAAGUCCCAGAAAUCCAGUUCAGAGACUGUCUUAGGAAUCCUGCUUGGUCUUGUUCUUACUGCUGUUCUUUUGAGUAUCUGUGUUCUUCCUACCUACAAAAAAAUUAUGAAAAAAUAUUCCAAGAAGAGGCAGCAACAAUGGAUUGGCCCAAGUGGGGUGAACCAGAAUGUUUCAUUCCAUCGCAAGAACUCUACUGCCUUCCAGACCCAUCUUGAAAGCCCAGUUGUUCAGGAAGAGGGGAACAAAGCUUCCCAGAAAACCUAUCUCUCACCCUAUGCAGCUCUGGAAGGAGCAACCAAUAGAUCUCCCAGCCCUUUGGAUAACUCCUCUGACAGCGAUUAUGACUUAUGUUCCGCACAGCAGUUGUAAACUCUGUGAAGUAUGGAUGACACUCCUUCCUGUUCACCUGCAGUAUAGUGGUUAAGGUGGCAUUGAAGUGACCCUUACUCCAUCCUCAGCUCACUGGAUGACUUCAGGCCAGUCUCUCUCUCUCUCAGGCUUAAACUACCUCACAGGGCGGUUGUGGAGAAAAAUUGGAGGGGAACACAAUAUGUAUGGUUUGAGCUUCUGAGCAAAAAACCCAAUAUAGAUCUGAUAAUGGAAUAUCCUUUAAAUGAAUAGUAAAUUCCAGGGACAUGAUCACUGUAAUAAAUUUAAAGCAGUUUUUGAAAGGAAGGAAACUGAUACUUGUAAUAUAGAUCUUGGAUAGAUGAGUUUCUCUACCUCCACAGCGAUAGCAAAACCAGUCCACCAACUUACUCAUAACCUGAGCAUCAGCAGGUUUUUCCCAGCCAACUAUAUUGCAUUUCAACGCCUAUAAGUCUCAGUCCAUCAAGGAGACGCUGAUAGAGAUAGAAAUCUCCCAAUUUCAGACACUGAAAACCAAUUUGGAUUAUGGACCACUGUAGGAUUAAAAUCCUCCUACCUGACAACCCAAAAUAAGGCUAGGUGAUCUCUGGCAAGCCAAAUAAGGAAGAUGUAUGUGUCAGUUAAAAUUUCAAGAAGACGCAGUAUAUAUAUACUAAGUAGCCAUAUGUACAGAAAUGUGGAUACACGGAUCAUCACCUUACUGAGAUACUGAAUUAGAAUAAGUCAGAAGAGCUAAUAUUAUUCAGUUGGAAAUUUCAAAUAGCAUACAUCUCUUGGCCCAGAGCAUUUAAAUUAAUGUUCAUUUUUUAGGGUGUACAGUAUCAACAUAUACUUGUAAAAAGAUUAUAACUCUAUGUGUUAUAAAUAUGUUGCAAUUAAAUAAAUACUGAAGCUAAUUAGUGAGAGCUUUAAUAAUUGUUAGAUCUAUUGAACUGUCUUCAAGCAACACUAGUUUAAUCUGAAUGGUAGUUGCGGGGUGAACUAUGCAUUCAACAUUCAUGUAGCUCAAAUGACAUCCAUUCUUUAUUUGGUUAUUGACAUUAGGGACUGCAAAAAGUUGGUCCAUAGUUCCAAUUUUCACAUCUGGUUCACAACUGAUUUCUCCUAUGGAUUAAUGCUAUGUUGUUCACCUGUUUAAAUUGCUGUACAUUUCAAAAAUAACAUGGUUAUUAUCUUGCUGUCUUUGGAGAAAGGGGGUAGCCUCUCCAACCAUUUAAUAUAUUUUUGGUGGGACAAAUGAUUGUAUCAAACAUUUUCAACCAGUUCUAUAGUUAGUUCUACAUUUGGAAGGGAAAGUUUUUUUAAAUGAUACUGAAGCUCAUUCUUUGUACAGUAGUUAAUAAAUGGCAUACAUGUUUUUGCUUUCUUAAGCUGCGGUUCACUUUGUCAGUUGAAAUAACCACAUGCACAAAUGCAGAUACGUACUUUUUCAUUGGAUGGAUUGCAGCUUACAAAAGCUUAAAUCUUUUAAUAAAAUAUGUUACCAAUAGAAGAUAAUUUUUUGUAGCUUGGGAUUGAACUGUGAGGUCCUUGGUGCUCUCUGAGCUUGGUGGUUGACUUAUAGAUGUUUCAUUACCAAACUAGGUAACUAGUUAUCAGUGCUGUUGAUGUCACCUAGUUUGAUAAUGAGAAGAAAACCACCAAGCUCAGAGAGCAUCAAGGACGCCACAAUAAAAUGUGUUUGUUGGAAAAGUGCUUCCAGAUUCAUGUUUUGUUUUUUGAUACCAUAGAUUAACAUGGAUCUCCCCUCAUUCCAAGUCUUUGGAAGCCCAUGUUAAAAAUUGUAAAUAUCUAUGGAGCUUCAGCCUAAUUUGGAAAAUUCAAAUAGCAUACUUAUCUUGAUCCAGAGUACUUAAAAAAUAUUUUGAAUUUUCCAAAGACCUGAAAAUAUGUUUGGCCAAUACAAUUACUUUCUUGUAAUUCUUUUUAAAAAGGACCAGUAUGUUGUCCUGGUGCUGGAGAGAUUGGUGAUUAUAUCCUCACUUGUUUCAAAAAUGAUAGGCCAGUCACCACUUUUCAAAUAGACUUAGCUGAGCAAUGAGAAUAGAGGGAGAACCAAAUAUAUUGUUCUUUGAAAAAUGGCACUUGGACAUAAAAAUGUAAUCACAAAACUUUAAAAAGAAAAAAAAAACCUGUUCCUUUAACUAACAAAUCAACUAGAAUCUUGAAGCCUAUUCUCUAGAAGUAGAUUGUUUUAUUGAUUUGUAUGGAAUUAGAAACAACCAAGUAUGCAAUUAAUCAGAAAAUGGAACAAUGAAACAACUACGCUUAUCUAAGCUUUGUGUGCAGCUAUAAAAAGCUUUCACAAUUUUUAGAUAAUAUUGAUCUAAACUAGAUUACUUCAAAAACAACUCUCUGGUGAUUAAUUUUGGCAUGCAACUGAGAGCAAUUUGCAAUGCAAUUGUCUGCACGGUUUAACAAAUGUCCCUUGUUGCUCAGAUUCCUUGAAUUGGGGUGUAGUAAAAUAAAGAACAUGUCAAACUCAUUAAGGCUUUUGUUCCUGUGCCUUCUUUGGAUAGGGCAGGAACUGGUUUUAACUUAAUCCUUGUGAGUGGCUGCAGACAACAGGGCCUCCUGGAUCCAGGGAUUUUUCAUCUCUAACCUUGAGUGGGUUAGCUCUUGCCUAUUAAAGACCAGCACCUUCUCUGUCACAGUGCCUGAAAUUUGUGUGGUUCUACUCCAUUGGUAAUCUAGAAGGCUUUUAAGACCUGUGUCAGACCUGCCUCAGCUUGAACCUCUAAGUAAGAACGACCCUCAAUCCUCCCCAUUUAUUGAGAAAGGUAUGGUUUACUGGAAGUCAGGUGAAUUACAGCAACGCAUAGCCAGAACUGAAAAACAUGCACCAAAACUCCCAAGUCUAUUUUUUCCCUCCCUUAGUUGCCAUCCAUCACUGGGCUCCCAUGUCCAAUCAAAUUCAAACAAGAUAUUUUUAGAACGGUCACUUCAGGCCAGAGGUUUGGUAUGCAGCUGCGCUCCAUUCCUAGCCAAUUGUCCUUAAAGCCCAUCUUGGAGAAAUACAAUGAAGUUUCGUUUCCUUCAAAACAUCCUCCCUCCCAUCCACCACCACCCCUUGAGUUCACGGCAGCUAAUACUGAACGGUGGCAAAGUGCAAGGGGGAGGUGGCAGCUGACAACCUGGCUGUUCUACCAGGCCUUGAAUUAGAGUGAAUAGAUGUCCUUUGUGGCAGGCAUUUUGUAGAUUAGUUCUCUUGAAUAAACAAGAUGAAAUAUCUGGCUACUUAUCUUGUACAUUGUUAUUUUCAAAUUCUGUUUUGCUAUAUUGUGACCCAUCCAGAGUGGUGUGAAAAGACAGGUGGUGGCUAAAUUGAUUAAAUAAUCAUUAUCAGCUUUUACUGGAAAAGAUAUUUGUAUUUCUGUCCAUGUUUAACGUAGCUAAUAAUAAUGCAAUACUUAAAUUCCCAUAAAACAAUAAUAAAAAUUAAAGUAAUUCAAAAUAAAAAAUCCCUGGUUAAACUGGAAGAUUUGGAUUUAGUGUAACUUCCAAGGGAACGCAUCCCAAACAAAGCUUGAGAAGAACACAAGAACUAGUCCAAGAGGCCAUCUAAGAGAGCUUCUUCUGCCGAGUUUACUAUUUGGAUAGGUUCAUACUAAGAUAAUUGUCCCUUAGAUAUUUGUUUUCUAAGCUUUCAACAUUGAAUUCAAUAUUUUCAACUGUCUGAAAAACAAUGGACAAAUAGGGCAGUUUUCCAACAGAAACAUUACGCUUCAUGUAUCAUGUACCAGUUAGCUGCCUUAUUCUUCGUUUUACAACAUCUGAACCUUCCAGACAUUUUGCAAUGGUCAACCCAUAUAGAAUCGAUUAUAAUAAUCUAAACCAUCAUUAAGAUGUGAUGUCUUACUUUCCUCAAAGUAAUGGUUGAUUAAAAACUAACGACCUUCUCUGGACGUGUAAUGAAAUAACUUCUGCAAUCCUAGCUCCUCUAGAAAAAUACUGUAAAAGCAGGGGUGUCAAACUGCGGGCCGGAUGCAUCAUAGCGAAACUGCACCCACCCCAUUUCUUGCAAUGGCAAAAAAAGUCACGAUAUGUUGCAACACAUCACGUGACAUUGCGAGUUUGACACGCCUGCUGUAAAGAAACAACAAAAUCUAGGGGGGGUGGAACCUAAGUAAAAUAAAGAUAGAAAUUGGCAACAGGUGACACAGACUAUGGCUUUUAAAUUCUGCAAAUUACAAUUUGGACUUCACUGUUAUUUCCCCCCUUUCCCUGUGCAAAAGGAAAAAAUAUGCAAACAGAUAUAAAGUAAAUGACAAAUUGAUAUAUUUAUGAUGCAUUCCAUAAAGAACCCAAAGAAUCAGUCUAUCAUAAUAAUUAAAAAUGCCUUCAUAGGUGAUGUAGGACUCACAUAUUUUGUUUGUUGCAGAUUUAUGAGGGUACAAAUUCUAGCCUGCAAAUAACUAAGUGACAAGAUAUACUACUCCCCGACUUUUAGACUUUAAUGGUAUCGCAAAAUCUUCGGAUGGUUUGAUCAACCAAUUACUUAGUUAAGAGCAUACAAUUUUUACUAGGGAAGAAAACAUUAAACUUGGAAUUAUACCAGUUAAGUUGGUAUGAGAAUCUUCUUGCAUUCCCAGGAAGGUCAAAAUAUAGGGGUCACAAAUUAAGACAACGAAUAUUGGGAAGGGUGUGAUUGCUUGAUGUGUUUAUAGAUAUUUAAGGAAUGUUUGUGGUAACCUUAAUAGGUGAAUUAGUUUAGAGUAAUGGUUUUGGGUUUGGGUUUUUUUUGGUAUGUCAUCUAUGUUAUUUGUUGACAAAACACCUGAAUGAUUUGCAGUCAAUGUUUGUUAGGCUAUAUGAUGCCACAAGGUUCAGAAAAAUAAUAUACCAAACAGAAGAUUGUCUUUGACAGGCAAAAUGGAGUGGAUGACUGCCAGAUAUAUAUAUUGCUCAUAAAAAUAAAGGGAACACAAAAAUAAGACAUCCUAUAAGUUUGUGUUCCCUUUAUUUUUUUGAGCAGUAUAUAAAUGGAGAAAAACUAAAGCAAGCAAAUCAGUUUGUGUACUUUGGUGCGAUGCUUACUAAAUAUGGGAAAAUGGAGAAUUUAGGAUAAAUGCUGGCAAAAAAGGUAGUGGCCCUUAAGUGUUCUGGUGUGAAAUUGUUAUGUAUAACAAUGUGCUUCUCCCCAAUUUGUUAUACAGAAAUGAAAGGUGAAUAUCUUAGGAGAAACGUUAAGAACUUGGAUGCAGCUGGAAUGGGGUACAGUACUUAAGUAUAUGCAGCAAAGGAAGAUGUGGUCAGUGGCGAGGGGUGUUGGAUGAAUAUGGAUUGAAUACAAAAGUGAAUAUUAUGAAAUGAUUUGGUUAUUUGAGUGAUUUGGUUAUUUAUGGAGAGAAUGAUAAUCAAAUCUCAAAUAUACAAAGAAAAAAAUGAAAGGCUGAAGAGGACAUCAUGAUUCAUUAGAAUUGGUGGUCCAAAUAAACAGAUAUGAGAAGUUUAAAAAGCAAAAAGCUACAUAUGGAGAAAUGAAUGGGAAGAGUGAAACCAAAGACGCAAGGAUACAAACAUUUGGAGUGGUCUAAUGAGUCAUGUUCAUGUAAAUUACAGCUUUUUGCUUUUCUAUCUGUCUUUAAUUUUUUAUUUCUUACUCCUUUCUACACUUUAUAUGAAAUUGCUUAGCUAGAAAAAGUCAUGUGAUGGAUAUAUAGAUAUGAAGUUAUUACACAUUAGGUCAACACUGGAAAAAUCUAGAAUUAAAUAAUAAUUUAAAUCAUUAUUGGCCAAGCAGCAAUUUAUACUGGGAAGAAGGAUAUAAAGAGAAUGGGGAGACAAUAACAGAAUAAUAAAGGAGGAAAUGAAUCAUGAAAAUUAAAAUUUAGAGAAUGGAGAUGCUUCAGUGUUAAAAGAAUUGGAGAUGAGUUAAAUCUAUUGGUCCAUGGGGGGGGAUAGAAUAAUAAAUAUAUAUCUUUAAGUAAAUUAAAGGUCAGCUAGUACAAGAGAGUUAUGAAUCUGAGAUGAAAAUGAAGCGCCUAUUGAUACAAUAUAAAUCAAAGAAAACAUGUUGCAAAAUUUCAAGUAUAAAUCAGCUACAGCCUCAUUUCCAAAAUUCAUAGCAACACAAUUAUAUGCAGUUCAUCAAAUUUUAUUACCAUAAUCAAUUACAUAUAUGCAAUUGCUUCCAUCAAAUCUGAAAGUCAGUCAAAUCUAUUGUUUAUUUUUAAAAAAUAAAUUACAGACAAGCAAGAGGAUAAAGUGCUUAGCAAAACUAUUUUGUUUUCCAUUACAUCCCCUGCACCCUAUUAAUUGACAGCCAGUGUUUCUUCUUCUCAACCAAAGUGAAACAAUAAACAAAAAGAAGGGAAAUGCCUCCGUUUCCUAUAUUCUCUGUAAAAUUAAAAGAUUAAAGAAAAGGAUCUGGAUAUGAUGAAACCUACAAAUCCAAAUUCCUGAGAAGGUUGUCACACUCAAUAAUGUAGGUAGGACAUUACGUCAUUUAUUCCUCAAUAUAAAUAAUGCAUAGUGAUUUGGCUUUCUAUUGGUCAAUAAUGCUAACCAACUACCAAGCAAUGCCAAGAUCACAAGUUGCUUAGGUCAAACAAAAUCACAGAGCAACUGUUCAAAGGGUAACCUAUGGACUGAAGAAGUCAUGGUUAAGUCUCGUUCCAUGGUAUGAAAUCAAGAAAGUACAAGUUAACUUGUUAUGGAAGAAAGAGGAGAAUCCAAACAAUGGCACCUUUUUUUAAAAAAAAA